Miscanthus lutarioriparius is the source of this 2874-nucleotide messenger RNA. Lineage: Eukaryota; Viridiplantae; Streptophyta; Magnoliopsida; Poales; Poaceae. The record is from the annotation of a GenBank genome assembly.
AUGGCGUCGAUCGACGCGCAGCUGCGGAUGCUGGCGCCGGCGAAGCUGUCGGAGGACGACAAGCUGGUGGAGUACGACGCCCUCCUCCUCGACCGCUUCCUCGACAUCCUCCAGGACCUCCACGGCGAGGAUCUCCGUGAGCUGGUACAAGAGUGCUAUGAGAUAGCUGCCGAGUAUGAAAGGAAGCAUGACUCAGAAAAGCUCGAUGAACUUGGCGACAUGUUGACCAGUUUGGAUCCUGGUGAUUCGAUUGUAAUGGCGAAAGCAUUCUCACAUAUGCUUAAUUUGGCCAACUUGGCUGAGGAAGUCCAGAUUGCUUAUCGGAGGAGAAUCAAGCUCAAGAAGGGGGACUUUGCUGAUGAGAACUCAGCACUGACUGAAUCUGACAUUGAGGAAACUUUUAAGCGGCUCGUAGUUGACCUUAAGAAGUCACCAGCUGAGGUUUUUGAUGCUCUGAAGAGUCAGACUGUUGACCUGGUUUUGACUGCACAUCCAACCCAGUCAGUGAGGAGAUCACUGCUACAGAAGCAUUCACGGAUAAGGAAUUGUUUGGUUCAACUGUGCUCUAAGGACAUCACACCAGAUGACAAACAGGAGCUUGAUGAGGCUCUCCAGAGGGAGAUCCAGGCAGCCUUCAGAACUGAUGAGAUCAGAAGAACCCAGCCUACUCCACAAGAUGAAAUGCGGGCUGGUAUGAGUUACUUCCAUGAAACAAUAUGGAAAGGUGUUCCAAAGUUUUUACGCCGUGUGGAUACUGCCUUGAAGAACAUUGGAAUUGAUGAGCGUGUGCCCUAUAAUGCCCCUCUCAUUCAGUUCUCUUCUUGGAUGGGAGGAGAUCGUGAUGGAAAUCCAAGAGUGACACCAGAGGUUACAAGGGAUGUCUGUUUGCUUGCCAGAAUGAUGGCUGCAAAUUUGUAUUGCUCACAGAUUGAGGAUCUCAUGUUCGAGUUGUCUAUGUGGCGGUGCAAUGAUGAGCUUCGGGCACGAGCAGAUGAGUUACAUCGCUCGUCAAAGAAAGAUGCAAAGCACUAUAUAGAGUUCUGGAAGAAGGUUCCUCCGAGUGAGCCAUAUCGGGUUAUACUUGGUGAUUUGAGAGACAAGCUUUACAAUACACGUGAGCGGGCAUGCCAGUUGUUAUCCAGUGGAUAUUCUGACAUUCCUGAAGAAUCUACUGUCACAAACGUUGAGCAGUUCUUAGAGCCUUUGGAGCUAUGCUACAGGUCUCUCUGUGCUUGUGGUGACCGUGUAAUUGCUGAUGGAAGCCUUCUUGAUUUCUUGCGCCAAGUUUCUACCUUUGGGUUGUGCCUUGUGAGGCUUGACAUAAGGCAGGAAUCUGAUAGGCACACUGAUGUCCUUGAUGCUAUUACCACCUACUUAGGAAUAGGGUCAUACCGUGAGUGGUCUGAGGAACGCCGUCAGGAGUGGCUUUUGUCUGAACUCAAUGGGAAGCGUCCAUUGUUUGGUCCAGACCUUCCCACUACUGAUGAGAUUGCUGAUGUCCUAGACACAUUCCGUGUGAUAGCUGAACUUCCUGCGGACAACUUUGGAGCAUACAUUAUUUCUAUGGCAACAGCUCCAUCUGAUGUUCUUGCUGUUGAGCUUCUCCAGCGUGAAUGUCAUGUGAAGACACCACUUAGAGUUGUCCCACUGUUUGAGAAGUUGGCUGAUCUUGAAGGUGCCCCAGCUGCAUUGGCCAGACUGUUCUCAGUGGAUUGGUAUAGAGAAAGGAUUAAUGGCAAACAGGAGGUCAUGAUUGGCUACUCAGACUCAGGUAAGGAUGCUGGUCGUCUCUCAGCAGCUUGGCAGCUGUACAAGGCUCAGGAGGAGCUUAUCAAAGUCGCUAAGCAAUUUGGGGUGAAGUUGACCAUGUUCCAUGGGCGAGGUGGUACUGUUGGAAGAGGUGGAGGCCCCACUCAUCUUGCCAUUUUAUCUCAGCCACCGGACACAAUCCAUGGAUCCCUCAGGGUCACUGUUCAGGGGGAAGUCAUUGAACAGUCCUUUGGUGAGGAGCACCUGUGUUUCAGGACACUGCAGCGUUUCACGUCUGCUACUCUUGAGCAUGGCAUGCAUCCACCAAUUUCCCCAAAACCUGAAUGGCGUGCUCUGCUUGAUGAGAUGGCUGUUGUGGCAACAAAGGAAUAUCGGUCCAUUGUCUUCCAAGAACCACGCUUUGUCGAGUAUUUCCGCCUUGCAACACCUGAAAUGGAGUAUGGAAGGAUGAACAUAGGGAGCAGACCAUCCAAGAGAAAACCAAGUGGUGGGAUUGAGUCUCUACGUGCCAUUCCAUGGAUCUUUGCAUGGACACAGACACGCUUCCACCUCCCUGUCUGGCUCGGUUUUGGGGCUGCCUUCAGGCACAUCCUGGAAAAGGACAUUAGGAACCUCCACAUGCUUCAGGAGAUGUACAAUGAGUGGCCAUUCUUCAGGGUGACAAUUGAUCUAGUUGAGAUGGUAUUCGCCAAGGGUGACCCAGGCAUCGCUGCCUUGUACGAUAAACUCCUUGUUUCUUCAGAGCUCUGGCCUCUUGGGGACAAGCUGAGGGCAAAUUAUGAAGAGACCAAACGUCUUCUCCUUCAGGUUGCUGGACACAAGGAUCUUCUUGAAGGGGAUUUAUACCUGAAGCAGCGUCUCCGCCUCCGUGACGCGUACAUCACCACACUGAAUGUCUGCCAAGCCUACACGAUGAAGCGCAUCCGUGACCCAGAUUACCAUGUCACACUGCGGCCCCACCUGUCCAAGGAAAUCAUGGACUGGAACAAGCCUGCUGCAGAGCUCGUGAAGCUGAACCCGACCAGCGAGUAUGCGCCGGGGCUGGAGGACACCCUCAUCCUUACCAUGAAGGGCAUUGCUGCUGGGAUGCAGAACACUGGUUAA